GCGAACGUUUUUAAUUUUCUUGUAUACACAAAGGUUCGCUUUUUAAACUACUUUUUUGAACACUUAUUUCUACGUUUUUAUUCAUUGAUUUCUACAAUAAUUUUAACAACAUGCGUUCAUCAGAAGUUUCAUUGACACCAAAAAUGGAUAACGAAGGCAGAAGAGCGUCAUUAAGUAUUGUUAUCGAUGAUUUUGACUCCAAAAAUGCCAACGACAAAGAAGAAAGGUUAAGCCCCGAGGUCAGCAAUAAUACGUCCUGUCCUAAAACCUACACUAGAAAAAAUUCAGAUGCUUCCAUUAAAAAAAUACUGGAAGAAGCGGAGAACCGAAAACACGAAUUCUGGAAACUGAUCGACGAACACAACGCAGUAGUCGAAGACAUAAAAAGAAUAGAAAAACUAGAAGGGACAUCAGUAUGUAAAGUGGCAACUUCACCUAUUAAAAUAUAGGACAAACAGACAUUUAAGUGCUAAAAAUUAAAAAAGCAAUAUUAUAACAACAUUCUAUAGGAAACACAUAUUAUUUAACAUAUCAACAGUGAAUUAUAAUAGUGUUAUUUUUAGUUAGCCAAAAGUAAGCACUCGUACCAUUAGAAAACAUAUUUUGCAAAAGCUUUUAGGAUUAAAUUUAAUGCUGUAAAAAUUGAAUUUCCAGAUGUAAUAUUUUAUGUAGAUUAAGUGUUCAGCCAUAAAUUAUGACAGUAUUAUGAUUAAUCUCUCUUAAAAUCUAGUCUAUUAAAUAGAGUUAAAAAAGGUCAGUGCUAUUAUUUAUUUUCUUGAUUCUGUAAAACUAAUUUGUACUUAAGAUUUCAAAGCCAAUUUUAUGUUUACGAUCAAGAGGGCUUACAAAAGAGCGUCUCGCCUCAAUGGUCUUCAAGCACUCUAUGUUAGAAAAUGUUUUAUUAGGUUUUUUAUUUUUAUUCUUUGAGUUGUAUCAUUUUAUUAAUGCUGUAAAGGUGCUGUAAUAAGCAUUUCAAGUAAGACUGUAAUGAAUCAAUUGUAUAGUUAAAAAUAAAAACUCAACCUAUGUAUUAGAUGAACCAUUAAGGUAUUUUAUUUAGGAUGAACUAUUUGUAUUAUUAGAUUUAUAACAAAGUAAAUAAUAAAAAAGUAUAUUUGUAA
Brassicogethes aeneus is the source of this 1121-nucleotide messenger RNA. Lineage: Eukaryota; Metazoa; Arthropoda; Insecta; Coleoptera; Nitidulidae. The record is from the annotation of a GenBank genome assembly.